AUGGCAUUCGAAAUACGUAAAAUCACACAAGUAGGAAUAGUGCAUCGUUGUGUCUGUACAUGGACCACAGCGCGUGGGCUUAGUCAGGCUACCGCUCAGCUGGCGCAGGGAUGUAGAGGAUGGGGGAACCGAGGAGGCAAGACAUCCAUCACGGCAACUCUCGCCAUCACCGUACAUGCAAGUAGAGGAAACAAGAAGCAGGGAGGGAGAAAGGAAAAAAAAAACCACCUCGCGGUCUAUCCCGAGAGGUCCGGUCCACGCCGACCCCCGGCCCGCCGCCCUUCGGUGACUGCCUGUGCCUACCUAAGCGGCCGGCCCUCCCAGAACGGGGUCACCGCCCCUUGGGCCCCUGACUCGGCGGACGAUGGGAAAAGGAAAAAAAAGGGCAAAAAAUAA
Molecule: messenger RNA, 396 nt
Organism: Gaeumannomyces tritici R3-111a-1
Lineage: Eukaryota; Fungi; Ascomycota; Sordariomycetes; Magnaporthales; Magnaporthaceae
Exons: 3
Coding region: 1-396 (131 amino acids)
Source: RefSeq, a predicted model, not a curated record